AUGCAUAAGGAAUCACAAGGGAAAAAGGGAAAAUAUUUCUUAAUGGCCAGUAUUUCUGCUGGAUAUUCGCACCUUUCACCCCCAAACAGUCAAUUGAAAAGUAUGCAAAUUUCUAGCGAAAUAAUCGUGUAUUCAGUGGUUAGUGCUGGGAUAGUGAUCGGUUACUUGGCAUGGCACCGUGCAACGAAACAGAGAAAAUGGAAAGAAGUUGCAACUGUUACAAAUCUUUUUAUAUAUCCAAUUAAAAGUUGCCUCCGACCCAGUCAAGAACAUCAAAAUCAAUUAAUACUCGAAGCACCUGAGAUGGAUCCCAUUAAGUUCAACGUGCCGACUACUGGUCAAUUAGCAAUGUUUAAACUAAACAAAAAUACAGUUUCAGGAAUCGAUUGUGGAGACGAGGUUGCAGCAUGGUUAACUAAAUUUAUGAGAGUGGAUUCUGCUAGGCUCAUUUUUCACGCUCCCAAUCUUCCCACAAGAGAGAGUUCAUUGUUUGUCAAGUUUGGUCAUCUCGGCGUUUAUUCAAAAAAGUUAAACUUGGUGUUUCAAUAUGGGUCACCUUUCAACAUGAUCUCGCAGGCUUCAAUUGAUGAUCUGAACAAAAAAAUGAAUAACAAAUACAACGCGACAGUUAGGCACUUCAGACCCAACAUUCUGAUUGACGGAUGUGCUCCUUAUGCUGAAGACAAUUGGCGGCGCAUGCGGAUUGGUACGGCGGAAUUUUUAUUUAUUCGUCAUUGCACUCGGUGUCUUGUAACCACAGUAGAUCCGAAAACGGGAAUCAGGGAUCCGGCACAGACUGCUUUGAAAACAUUACGUAGCUACCGGUUAUGCAAGCCAGAAGAAGGAAAAAUGUGCGGAAAUUCCCCAAAAUUAUCUGUAGAGUUUUUAGCGAUCAAGAAAGGAAACGUUUCUGUCGGUGAUAAGGUUUAUGUAAAAGAAUAA
Messenger RNA from Styela clava, 942 nucleotides. Lineage: Eukaryota; Metazoa; Chordata; Ascidiacea; Stolidobranchia; Styelidae. The record is from RefSeq and is a predicted model, not a curated record.